Molecule: messenger RNA, 1029 nt
Organism: Mercurialis annua (annual mercury)
Lineage: Eukaryota; Viridiplantae; Streptophyta; Magnoliopsida; Malpighiales; Euphorbiaceae
Product: HMG-Y-related protein A-like
Exons: 2
Coding region: 85-744 (219 amino acids)
Biological process (GO): nucleosome assembly; regulation of DNA-templated transcription; negative regulation of DNA recombination
Cellular component (GO): chromatin; nucleolus; nucleosome
Molecular function (GO): double-stranded DNA binding; nucleosomal DNA binding
Source: RefSeq, a predicted model, not a curated record
AUCGGUCUCUCUCCAUAACCAAACAGUUAAAUUUUCCUUCAUUUUCUCACCCAAAUUUUCCCGAGAAAAUUCAAUCCAACUCCGAUGGCCACAAUUCAAACCCCCACCGAUAAUCCUCUCUUUUCAGUUCCUCUAGAGCCGCCGCCACCACAACCACCCCAGCCGCAGCAGUCCUCCACUAUUCCUCCGUAUCCUGAGAUGAUUUUAGCGGCGAUUGAGACAUUAAGCGAUAAGAACGGGUCAAACAAGUCAGCGAUCUCGCAGCAAAUAGAGACAACUUAUCCUGAUCUGCCGCCGGCACACGUCACUCUCCUCUCUCACCACCUCAACAGAAUGAAACAGACCGGCGAGCUUGUUCUUGUGAAGAAUAAUUACAUGAAACCUGACCCUAACGCGCCGCCGAAGCGCGGUCGCGGCCGUCCUCCGAAGCCGAAGGAUUCGGUUCAAACCGGAGCGGUUCCUUCUUCUCCUAGACCACGUGGCCGUCCUCCUAAAGCUAAAGAUCCCUUUGCUCCUGAACCUACUUCUCCUAAACCGGCUUCUGCUCCGGCUAGUAGUGGUCGGCCACGUGGACGUCCUCCUAAGUCGACACCUGUAGCUGAAGGUUCAGCUCCAGCUCCAGCUCCAGCUGUGGUUUCAGUUCCGGCUCCGGCUUCUUCUCCGACGAAGCAGGUGUCAGGUGUGAAGAGAGGAAGAGGUAGACCGGCGAAGGUGAAGCCUGCGGUGGCGCCGGUGGCCGGUUGAGGGACGAGAUAAAGAAGAUGUUAAAGAAAAAGAAAGUGUUAUUUUAAUUUUAUUUUUAUUCUUUUUUUUUUAAUUUUAAAAAUGUAGGUGUGGUAGUUUAGUGUUAGUUUAGUUUAAUUUUCUACUAAUUGAUGUUUAUUUAGCUUUUUUUAAUCAGCUGUCUUUUUCUAUUUUGUUUUGUGUUAGCUUUUGUUGUUGUGUAAUGUUGAGAUGAAGGAAAAUAGGUUUUAUUUGUGUAAUUGUAACUUUAAUGUAAAUCUUAUCAACGGCGUCGUUUCUUAUUUA